UCGAGGAGCAGUCUGGGGGCGCGAGCCAAGGCUUUCAGGUGGUCAGCUUCAAGUGGCACCACGUCAAGGACCCGUACAUCAUCGCGCUGUGGAUCCUCGUGGCCAGCCUGGCCAAGAUCGGCUUGGGGAAGACGCACUCAGUCCACCUUCCUUGUGAGAAUCUGAUUUUCAUCGUCCAACUUCCCAGAAGGGUCUAGACUGUCAUCUGACUUUGAGGAAAUCGAGUCUGGAGGGAUAAGAUAAUCAUAGCUCGAGAAGUGGCAGGACAGGUCCCUCGGAACAGAAAGCCCUCACACAUGCAGACACCGUGGAGGCACUGCUCCGUGGGGAACCGGGCACGAGGGGUCCGCAGGGGCAGCACCUGGCCAGGCCACUCAGCAGGCUGUGCCUGUCCUCUUGAAGGAUGUCUCCACGGCUCCAUGUGCCUCCGGGAACAGCUGGCAUGUGUCAGUGCUGCUCUCCUCAGCGGGGCCCUCCCGGCCGGCAGCUGCCCCGUGGCCUUCCCACCUUGGGGAGCCCUUCACCCUCCUGCAGCACCAUGUCCAUAUCAAGAGUCAAUAGUCCCCACCAUUUCCUGCUGCUCUGUGUCCGGGCAGCGGCCCAUGACAAAGUCCCAGCCUCAGGGGACGGAGCUAGGAACGCCCUGAUAGUGGUGACCGUGGCGACACAGCAGCCACGUGAGUGGGCACAGGCUCGGUUUACGACACCUUGGGACGCUGCCCACACAUUAUCUGCACCAAAGAUGUCCUCAGAGAAAAUAGCCUCGCUGGAAUUUUCACACGAAGGGGUAAAAGGCUUCCACCUGUCACACAAGGUCACCAGCGUCGUCCCCGAGAGUGCACUGCUCAUCGUGCUGGGCCUGGUGCUGGGCGGCAUCGUCUGGGCGGCCGACCACAUCGCCUCCUUCACACUCACCCCCACUGUCUUCUUCUUCUACCUGCUGCCCCCCAUCGUGCUGGACGCCGGCUACUUCAUGCCCAACCGGCUCUUCUUUGGCAACCUGGGCACCAUCCUCCUGUACGCUGUCGUGGGCACCGUGUGGAAUGCGGCCACCACCGGGCUGUCCCUCUACGGCGUCUUCCUCAGCGGCCUGAUGGGAGACCUGAAGGUCGGGCUGCUGGAUUUCCUCCUGUUCGGGAGCCUGAUAGCCGCCGUGGACCCAGUGGCCGUCCUGGCUGUGUUCGAGGAGGUGCACGUCAACGAGGUCCUAUUCAUCAUCGUCUUUGGGGAGUCACUGCUGAACGACGCCGUCACUGUGGUCCUCUACAAUGUGUUCGAAUCUUUCGUGACGCUGGGUGGUGACAAGGUGACUGGCGUGGAUUGCGUGAAAGGCAUAGUGUCCUUCUUCGUGGUGAGCCUGGGGGGCACGCUUGUGGGGGUCGUCUUCGCCUUCCUGCUGUCGCUGGUGACCCGCUUCACCAAGCACGUGCGCAUCAUCGAGCCUGGCUUCGUCUUCGUCAUCUCCUACCUGUCCUACCUCACCUCCGAGAUGCUGUCACUGUCGGCCAUCCUGGCCAUCACCUUCUGCGGCAUCUGCUGUCAGAAGUACGUGAAGGCCAACAUCUCGGAACAGUCAGCCACCACCGUGCGCUACACCAUGAAGAUGCUGGCCAGUGGGGCAGAGACCAUCAUCUUCAUGUUCCUGGGCAUCUCAGCCGUGAACCCCCGCAUCUGGAAGUGGAACACGGCCUUUGUGCUCCUGACACUGGUCUUCAUCUCCGUGUACCGGGCCAUUGGUGUGGUCCUGCAGACCUGGGUCCUGAACCGGUACCGGAUGGUGCAGCUGGAAAUCAUAGACCAGGUGGUCAUGUCCUACGGCGGCCUGCGAGGGGCCGUGGCCUUCGCUCUGGUCGUCCUUCUGGACGAGCAGAAGGUGAAGGAGCGGAACCUCUUCGUCAGCACCACCAUCAUCGUGGUCUUCUUCACGGUCGUCUUCCAGGGCCUGACCAUCAAGCCCCUGGUGCAGUGGCUGAAGGUGAAAAGGAGCCAGCACCGGGAGCCCAAACUCAAUGAGAAGCUGCAUGGCCGGGCUUUCGACCACAUCCUCUCUGCCAUCGAGGACAUAUCAGGGCAAAUUGGACACAACUAUCUCAGAGAUAAGUGGUCCAAUUUCGAUAGGAAAUUCCUUAGCAAAAUCCUUAUGAGAAGGUCGGCACAGAAGUCACGAGAUCGGAUUCUGAAUGUUUUCCACGAACUCAACUUGAAAGAUGCCAUUAGCUAUGUGGCUGAGGGAGAACGCCGUGGGUCCCUGGCCUUCAUCCGCUCCCCCAGCACUGACAACAUGGUCAACGUGGACUUCAGCACACCGCGGCCCUCAACUGUGGAGGCCUCUGUCUCCUAUCUCCUGAGGGAGAACGUCAGUGCCGUGUGCCUGGAUAUGCAGUCCCUAGAGCAGAGAAGGAGGAGCAUCCGUGACACAGAGGACAUGGCCACUCACCACACGCUGCAGCAGUACCUGUACAAGCCCCGGCAAGAGUACAAGCAUCUCUACAGUCGGCACGAGCUAACUCCGAACGAAGACGAGAAGCAGGACAAGGAGAUCUUCCACAGGACCAUGAGGAAGCGCCUGGAAUCCUUCAAGUCGGCCAAGCUUGGGAUCAAUCAGAACAAGAAGGCAGCGAAGCUGUACAAGAGGGAACGUGCCCAGAAGCGGAGAAAUAGCAGCAUUCCCAAUGGGAAACUGCCCAUGGAGAGCCCCGUGCACAAUUUCACCAUUAAGGAGAAAGAUUUGGAACUUUCAGACCCAGAGGAGGCCCCGGACUACGGUGCUGAAAUGGGUGGAGGGAUCGAGUUCCUGGCAAACGUCACACAGGACACCACGGCGACAGACUCCCCCUCAGGGAUUGACAACCCCGUGUUCUCCCCGGAUGAGGACCUGAGCACCCUCUCCAGGGUGCCACCCUGGCUGUCACCAGGGGAGACUGUGGUGCCCUCCCAGAGGGCCCGUGUGCAGAUACCCUGCUCGCCGGGCAACUUCCACCGCCUGGCACCCUUCCGCCUCAGCAGCAAGUCCGUGGACUCCUUUCUGCAGGCCGAUGCCCCCGAGGAGCAGCCCCGCACGACCCUCCCUGAGUCCACGCACAUGUGACACGGGCUCCGACGUGCCGCUGACCGGACGCUCGUCCCCUCCCGCCGCCGAGAAGCCCCCGCUCCCCGCGCGGUCCCAGUGGCCGCACGCCCCGAGCCCCGCCCCUCCCGCCGAGGGCCCGCCCACCGAGGGCC
This is a messenger RNA of Acinonyx jubatus (cheetah), 3222 nucleotides long. It is a transcript of the gene SLC9A3, whose product is annotated as solute carrier family 9 member A3. The transcript is spliced from 18 exons. Gene Ontology annotation, biological process: regulation of pH; sodium ion transport; proton transmembrane transport. The record is from RefSeq and is a predicted model, not a curated record. Bases 404 to 3088 code for a protein of 894 amino acids. Gene Ontology annotation, cellular component: brush border membrane; apical plasma membrane. Lineage: Eukaryota; Metazoa; Chordata; Mammalia; Carnivora; Felidae. Gene Ontology annotation, molecular function: sodium:proton antiporter activity.